AACAACAAGAGGAAAUUCUCAAGAUGCCAUCUAUGAAGAGUCAGCGCCGAACACAGCUGUGUGGCAAGCAUAUAUGCGCUCAAGCUCCAAGACCGAUAUUCGCAUGGUGGGAGAAUGCAGGGAGAAUCUGGAUGUGUUUCUGGUUUUCGCCGGUCUUUUCUCCGCGGUCGUAACAACAUUCAUCGUAUAAACUUACCAGAGCUGGCAACCAGACUACACCCAGGCGUCGGUGAUGCUAUUAUUCGAACUGGUCUCCAUACAACGCACAUUUGCAAAUGGGACUCCCCUCGAUACGGUCCCCUUUUCGCCUUCCAACCUCUCCGCCAAAUUUAUUCCUUCCAGGGGCCACGUCUGGGUCAACGGGCUGCGGCUUACCAGCCUUGUACUUAGCUUUACUACUGCGCUUAUGGCCGUGCUAGUAAAGCAAUGGCUUCACCACUAUGCUGCCUUGCCGUCUGGAACGUCACGCGAGCGCAGUCACACUCGCCAAUUCCGCUAUGCAGGUUUUCAAAAGUGGCAAGUUUUCGUCAUGGUCGGACUCCUUCCAGUCGUCAUGCAUGCAGCUCUCGCUAUCUUCUUCCUUGGAUUAGUAGUAUUUCUCAUUCCCCUCCAGGUCUCCCUCUCUUGGAUUAUUGGUACGAUUACCGUUUUCGUCUAUGCUGCCUACAUCAUAUCGGCCAUCCUGCCGAUCUUCUUUUCCCAAUGCCCUUAUCGCACACCUCUCUCCGAUGUCGCAUAUCACCUCAUCGCCUCCUUUUUCAUGUUCAUGUCUUUACAGAAGUGGCCGCAGAAUUCUGCAAUGGCUCUAAGAGAUGCUGGAUCAGCUGCAGUGAGAGCUCAGUCAGACGAACUCCUGGUUGAUGCGCUGCAUUGGCUAUUAUCCGCGUCCUCAGAUCCCGGCAUCCAAGAUAUGGUCAUACAGUCCGUCGGUGGUCUGCCAAUGCCGUCCAAACCGAGGGUCGACCAGGUAUUCCAAGAAGUCAGCGACAUCUAAGAGUCGCAUAUGAUCCUUCUUCACACUUCGUUCGAGAGGUCAAGCGAUUGCAAAACUAUGACACCUCUUCCUGGCAUGGAGAUCCAAGUUGAACGGCUGCUCCGAUUUGAGCUAU
Molecule: messenger RNA, 1109 nt
Organism: Guyanagaster necrorhizus
Lineage: Eukaryota; Fungi; Basidiomycota; Agaricomycetes; Agaricales; Physalacriaceae
Exons: 2
Coding region: 233-994 (253 amino acids)
Source: RefSeq, a predicted model, not a curated record